This is a messenger RNA of Ilex paraguariensis (yerba mate), 666 nucleotides long. Lineage: Eukaryota; Viridiplantae; Streptophyta; Magnoliopsida; Aquifoliales; Aquifoliaceae. The record is from the annotation of a GenBank genome assembly.
UCUAUGGAUUGUCGAAUACAACAUGUGUAUAGGGAAGGGAAUUCGGUGGCAGAUGCUUUGGCUAACCAAGGGGUUAUGGAUCAGUGUACUUAUUUAUACUUGAAUCAGGGUGAGCUGCCUAUCUCUAUCAGACUUUUCCUGCAACAUGAUCAGCGUGGGAUCAGGGCAAUUUGUAAGAGCAUUUGGGAUCUGACCUUGUUUCAUUCUGCUCUGCUUCUACGGUUGGAACUCUACAAGGAUGGCCUUGGUCUCUGGAAUUUCUGGAUUAAUCACAGGAGCCUUCUGCUAUUCUGUGGGUAUGAGGAGGAGAUUUUCUAUUCUGUGGUUGUGAGGAUGUGCACUAUCUUAUUCUGUGGUUCUAGCUGGACUCUCAUCUUCUUUGCUCCUCUGAGGAUCUUCUUGACGUUGUUGGAUAUUCGUCUUCUCCUAUGGACUCAUAAUCUGGAUGGUUACGAGAAUGGGGAUCAUUAUUUUGAUCCUCAUUUUUGGCAUGUUCAUCUCUUUGUCUGUUCUUCGUCAGUUGGACAAGAAGGCCCUCAGGCAGAGUUUUUCUAUUCAUCUACUUUAUCAGAAAGGCGGAUGAACCUUUCCUUUCAACUGCCUUAUCUGAUGGCUCUUAACCUGCCUUAUCUGAUGGCCAUUCAUCUGCCUUUAGCUUGUAUUUAA